This is a messenger RNA of Fonsecaea monophora, 3579 nucleotides long. RefSeq lists its product as hypothetical. The record is from RefSeq and is a predicted model, not a curated record. Bases 1 to 3579 code for a protein of 1192 amino acids. Gene Ontology annotation, cellular component: membrane. Gene Ontology annotation, biological process: transmembrane transport; DNA-templated transcription. Gene Ontology annotation, molecular function: DNA binding; zinc ion binding; transmembrane transporter activity. The transcript has 10 exons. NCBI's taxonomy places the organism in Eukaryota, Fungi, Ascomycota, Eurotiomycetes, Chaetothyriales, Herpotrichiellaceae.
AUGGCUUCAACCAAAGCUAGGGACCAAAAUAACGGGGAUAUCGAGGCCCCGAAUGCCUUCAACUCACAGCAAGGAACCCUGCAAACACCUAACCAACUGAAUCUGCCCGAGGACGAGGCAGCAUCACAGAACGGGCCUUCCGAGAAAUCAGGAGACCGACGAAAAGAACACUUAUUGAAAAGGGAUGUGCUCCCGGAGCAGGACCUUGAUCAAGGUAUCGUCGGAUGGGAAGGGCAAGAUGAUCCAGAGAAUCCACGGAAUUACGCCCCAUUGCGAAAAUGGACCGUUCUAGCUCUCGUGAGCUCAAUGACAUUGAUCAGUCCGUUUGCGUCUUCGGUUUUCGCACCUGCCGUUCGAUUUGCCGAUGCCGACUUCAACAACACUUCAACCAUCCUGAGCACUUUCGUGGUCUCAGCAUACGUCCUUGGCUACGCGAUUGGCCCACUCUUUCUCUCACCUCUCAGUGAGAUAUAUGGUCGACGCAUCGUCUUGAAUAUAGCAUCGCUUCAUUUCGUGGUGUGGCAGAUUGGCUGCGCUCUGGCUCCCAAUAUCUCAUCACUGAUCGUCUUCCGAUUGCUCACGGGCAUGGGUGGGUCUGCUUGCUUGACUAUUGGCGGUGGCACGAUAGCGGACAUGUUCGAGAAGGAACAGCGUGGCCUGGCCAUGUCCAUCUUUACCGCUGGGCCACUCUUUGGCCCUGUCCUCGGUCCUAUUUGUGGGGGCUUCAUAGCGCAAGGCGCAGGAUGGAGAUGGGUCUUUUGGACUCUCUUGAUCGUUGCAGGUACUUGUACUGGGUUCAUUCUCGUUUUCUAUCGCGAGACUAAUCACACUGUCCUGAUCCGUUACAAGACCCGUCGACUUGCAAGAGAGUUGAACCGCGACGAUCUGACAAGUUGCUAUGAUAAAGUCUUGGGCAAACGCACCGCAAAGGCUCUCCUUGGUCGCAGUUUGAUAAGGCCUCUGAGGCUGCUAUUCUUGUCUCCAAUUGUUGGACUAUUGGCGAUCUACGUUGCACUGAUUUACGGCUGCCUCUACUUGCUCUUCACGACAGUCACCACUGUGUUUGAGGAUGCGUAUCACUGGACUCCAGACUUGACAGGUCUCGCCUAUAUUGGCCUCGGACUCGGUCUACUUUGCGGACAGGCUCUAUUUGGUCUCACAAGCGACAAGAUUAUAGUCCGCCUUUCCAACGCCAACAACGGAGAAUACCAGCCCGAGAUGAGAUUGACAAUGUGUCUGUUUUUUGCUUUCUUCGUACCCAUAUCCUUCUUUUGGUACGGAUGGUCAAUUCAAGCAAAAGUACACUGGAUUGUCCCUAUCAUUGGGCUCUUACCAUUCGGCUUUGGAAUGAUUGGGAUCUUCACGUCCAUCCAAACGUACAUUAUCGACUCAUAUUCUCAGUACGCAGCGUCCGGGAUAGCCUCAGUGACCGUGACGAGAUCUUUCUUCGGCGCAUUUCUUCCACUUGCGGGCCCUUCGCUAUAUCAGAGUCUAGGAUACGGAUGGGGAAAUUCUUUGCUGGGAUUUGUUACGCUCGCUUUGAUCCCAGCACCAGUUCUCCUACACCGAUAUGGCGGGUUUCUGAGAGAACGUUUUCCUUCCUCCUCAUACCAGGAUCCUGGAUCCUCGAAUAAUGGGGCUGGAAACAUCUCUCGGGAUGACAUAGAUGUUGGUCGCAAUAACCUUACUGACGGCGAUUCGGAACAGUCGCACGACGUGCCUCUCGAGCUGAACACGAAGAAGCGCGAGGUACAAAACCUCCAACCUAUCUCAAGAGCCUGCAGUUCCUGUCGAGAACGGAAGGUCAGCCAGAGACGACACAGUAUUGUUGGCCUGCGACGAUCACUAACUGCUCUAGACUGUAUCUACCCAGAACCGCGUCGGAGGAAGAGAAGAUACCUUCGUACCACUGAGCAGGUCGAGUCUCUCAAGACCAGGAUUGAGGUUCUGGAAUCAUGUAUCAAGAACCUCACACAACCUGCAGAUCCGAUGCGCAUGCCAUCCUCUCCAGAGCGCCAAUUGGCCGGUCAGUCGAGCUUGUCCUAUUCUUCUGAGCACUCUCUAGAGGACCAUGAUGAAGACAUCUCCUGGACUGCUCCAAGAUUCAUUCUCACGCGACACGCAACCGAGGAAGCCGAGGACGGAUUUCAGGGAUACUCGGGAGACCGAGCGUUCAUCCAACGGAUGAGAGAAAGGAUCAAAGAUUGGCCAGGCGACAAUGUCCGUUCACGAAUUCGUCCUCCAAGGAGGCCAUGUGCAAAACUAUUUGAGUGUGAUUACCCUCUUGCCGCAACCGCCUGCCUUCCUCCCAGAGAGAGGGCUCGUGCCUUGGUAGAUGCUGCGGUGGAGUCAUAUUCUCUUUUUCCCAUCCUACACCGGCCGAGCUUCGAUCGUUCCCUUGAAUCCAUUUACGCGACGACACCCAAUGAUUUCACGAUCGAGCAGCUACGAUUCCUCUCUCUUCUCUAUGCAGCCCUUGCCCUAGGGUGUAUGUUCAUUCAGGUUGACUCUGCGGAUGCCUCUCGCGAGCACGAGAUCGCCGAGGGACUACAGUACUUCGCUGCCAGCCGUGCCUUUGUUGAUGUUGGCGACGGAACAGAUGAACAAUCACUCCAAACAAUGAUAUUCCUCAUCCUUUUCACUGUCUGCAACGCUCGUGUUGGUACCUGUUACUCAUACGUGACCCAUGCACUGACACUUGCCCUCCGCAUGGGUCUCCAUCGUUCAAAGUCUAAACACGACGAUCUAAUCGAACGAGAAGUAGGCAAGAGAAUAUUCUGGGUCCUGAGACUCCUCGGAAGCUACUUUGCAACGGCAUGUGGCAUGCCCAAGCUCUUAAGCGACGAGAAUGUCGACCAAGAUUUGCCGAUCGAAGUUAACGAUGAAUACAUCACCAAAACAUGUAUUUCGCCCCAGCCUCCGGGGGAAGUGUGUUCGAUAGCGGGCUUGAAUGCAAUCAUCGCCCUUUACAAGAUCUUGGAGCAGGUUGUCAGGGAUAUAUAUCCGCCUCGAGGAGUCGUCAGGACGCACGGAACACAGGCUGCAACAUAUCUGGUCCGCGUUGAGAAGGUCAAAGAUAUCGAGAGGGCUCUGAAAAGAUGGAUAGAUAAUCUGCCGUUCGGAUUCCGUCUGAAGGCCCAUGUGGUUUCCAGACCUUUGCUCAGGACGCAAUAUCUACUCCGCAUGUCGCAUGCCCACGUUCAACUCUACCUCUACAGGCCUUUCCUCCAUUAUCUCUCCAAAGCCACUACUCAAAAUGCAUCAUCGCCCGAUCUUACUUUUCCUCCGUACGCAGCUGCCUGUGUGCAAGCGUGUCACACUAUUCUGAGCCUCAGCGACGAAAUGUACAACCAAGAUCUCCUCCGGGGUGGAUGUUUUACUGUCUUGCACAUGAUCUUCGGAUCUGUCGUGACACUCAUGUUCAUCAUUCUCGAUUCCCACGACUGGGAAGGGAGAGAACAGUCUUUCAAGGAUAUAUCGAUUGGUCGAAAAGCCAUUGCUCUUCUCGCAAAGUGCAACAACACUGCUGAACGAGCGCAGACCAUUCUGGAGAAUUUGCAGAGACUCGAGAACGUCUAA